Anolis carolinensis (green anole) is the source of this 546-nucleotide messenger RNA. Its product is annotated as ubiquinol-cytochrome-c reductase complex assembly factor 3. Lineage: Eukaryota; Metazoa; Chordata; Lepidosauria; Squamata; Anolidae. The record is from RefSeq and is a predicted model, not a curated record. The transcript is spliced from 2 exons. Gene Ontology annotation, biological process: mitochondrial respiratory chain complex III assembly. The coding region runs from base 66 to 317 and encodes 83 amino acids.
CGCUCUUCCUGGGCUGGUGUCGCACUUUUUCUCUUCCCCCCGGGCUUCUGACUCGUUUUCUUCCCAUGGGGACGGCGUAUCGUGUGGCCAAGGGGCUGCUGGCCGUGGUGGGGUGGACAGGCUUGGGGGUCGGGCUCUGGUUCGCCGUGGCUCCGGACGAAACCCGCAGGAAGGAGAUGGCCAAGGAUCACCCGGGAUCGAGUCCUGAGCAGCGGACGGAGAGGCAGCAACGCAACGCGCUUGUGAUGGCCGUCAUCAAAGAGGCCGCCGAGACCGACGAGAACGUGGCCAAGAAACAGUGGCCAUGGGUCAAGUAGGACCUCCGAUCUCGCCUCGGACUUUGAAAAGAUCUCUAUGUAAUGCUAGGUUUGGCAGAAGCUGGGGCUAACAGCCAGAGCUCACUACGCACCCUGACGUCGCGCGAUUCGGCUCUGGCGCUAGCGGAGAAAGUCAUGCCGUUGAUUUGAUUUUAUAUUGUAAUGCGCCUGUGCGUGUUGCUAAGGCUAUGUGUAAAACAACGAGUGAUUAAAAUACGACUGAAUACUA